Phlebotomus papatasi is the source of this 3773-nucleotide messenger RNA. It is a transcript of the gene TTLL5, whose product is annotated as tubulin polyglutamylase TTLL5. The coding region runs from base 197 to 3073 and encodes 958 amino acids. Gene Ontology annotation, biological process: microtubule cytoskeleton organization; protein polyglutamylation. Gene Ontology annotation, cellular component: cilium. The transcript has 7 exons. Lineage: Eukaryota; Metazoa; Arthropoda; Insecta; Diptera; Psychodidae. The record is from RefSeq and is a predicted model, not a curated record. Gene Ontology annotation, molecular function: tubulin-glutamic acid ligase activity; tubulin binding.
GUUCGCCGGAGUUCGCCGCCAGGCAGCUGUCAGGGAAAGUUGUGGAUUUUUUCAAAAAAGUGUAAAUUUGCCUAAUUUUAAAGCACAUUUGUGCACAAUCGUGUGAUUAAAUGUGAUAAGAAGAUCCCGUGGAGGUAAUCAUGCCCAACAUCCCAGUCAGAUUGUAGAUUAUCGAAGUGAAAAGACCAAUUUGGAAAUGCCAACAUCGGACAAAGUUGUAAGAUUGCCAGAUCCAACAGUCAGAACAUAUCGAUAUCGAACAUCUGAUGAACGUCCACCUGUGUAUUCAAGAAAAUUGUAUAAAGAUUUUUUACCGAAAUCACUCAUCACGCAACACCAGAAAACCCAUGUUCAAUUGAAAACAUUAAAAACUAAUUAUAACGGUGGGAAAGAUGUGGAGAAGAAGGAUGUAGACAAUCCCUGGAUAACAGGUGGUGCUCUUGGCUCGAAAGAUGCCGUUCUUGUGUUCAGAACUUGCGUUCUAUCGCAGCAUCAUACAUCAACAUCGGAAGUAGAUUUGGUGGAUACUGGUAGUCCUUCGACGUCUAGUGAAUGUGUAGCUGGGGUGGAAUCACUGCCAUUGCUGGAUCCACCUCCGGCAAAGCCGGAAAUGAAGAAGAGUUUGGGAAAGCAAUUGGUGGUGAAUAAAUUGCGGGUGCAGCUUGUGUCAUCGAUAAGUGAUCCGUCGAUUUCGCGUCGGAAUGGGAGUGAUUCGAGUGGAACGGGAAGUGAUAUGGAGAAGGAGAUGGAAUUUAAGUCAAUCUCUGACUCUGAAACGCAUGCCAGUGAAGAUAGUGGUAGUGAUUCGGUGCAGAAGUCACCGCGGAAGAUGGAAAAAUCGCAAUCAGAUGUGAUUGUGCCCAAAGAUAAGUCUGAAAUGCCGGGAGCUGUGCUCAAUGUUCGGUAUCGUUUUAUGAACACUGAGACGCGGCUUUUGAGGAAGAUUCUCGGUGGGCAUGGAUUGAAGGAGGCGGAGGAGGAUGAGACAUUUAAUCUGCUUUGGACGGGAAUUCAUCUAAAGCCAGAUAUUCUGCGGAAUCUCCUUCCCUAUCAACGUGUUAAUCACUUUCCCAGAUCUUCAGAAUUGACACGAAAAGAUCGAUUGUACAAGAACAUCGAAAAGAUGCAGCAUUUGCGUGGAGGCUCGAAGAAUUUCGACAUUGUGCCAGAGUCCUAUCUACUGCCUACUGAAUAUCGUGAUUUAGUGAGUGCCCACAAUAAGUACCGAGGCCCUUGGAUUGUUAAGCCGGCUGCAUCGAGUCGUGGUCGUGGAAUAUAUAUCGUCAAUUCUCUGGAUAAGAUUCCGUCGGAUGAGCAAUUGGUGGUAGCCAAAUAUAUCAGUGAUCCUCUGUGCAUUGACGGGCACAAAUGUGAUGUGCGUUUGUAUGUGGCCGUGACGUCAUUUGAUCCUCUUCUGAUUUACGUUUAUGAAGAGGGUUUGGUGCGUCUGGCUACGGUCAAGUACAAUCGCAGUUCGGAGUUUCUCUGGAAUUCUUGCAUGCAUCUCUGCAAUUACAGCAUCAACAAGUACCAUUCGGAUUAUAUUAAGAGCCGGGAUGCUGGGGAUGAAGAUGUUGGGCACAAAUGGACGCUGAGUGCGUUGCUGAGGCAUCUGAAGAGUCAGGGAUGCGAUACGGAGCAACUGAUGCUGAAUAUUGAAGAUGUCAUCAUCAAGGCCAUCUUCUCCUGUGCACAAUCCAUUGUUGCUGCCUGUCGGAUGUUUGUGCCAAACAAUAACAAUUGCUUUGAACUCUACGGCUUUGACAUUCUCAUCGAUGAUACACUCAAACCCUGGCUGCUGGAAGUGAAUCUUUCUCCGUCUCUGGGGAUUGAUACGCCACUCGAUGCGAAAGUCAAAGCUUCCCUGCUGACGGAUCUGCUGAAUAUGGUUGGAAUUCCGGCUAUUAGUCCGUUGCUGAAGGCUGCGUACGAUAGCAAAUACGUAAAGCAUCGGAACUUCCAUGGAAGGCGAGCCAAUUCCGCGGACUUCAUUCAGGGAAGUCACACUCUGCCAAAGAAACAUCAGCAUCAUACGCUUACGAGUCUCACCACGGAAGAGCUCAGGAUUGUGCGAUCGGCUAAGGCGCAAUUCGCUCGACGCAGUGGCUUCAUCCGUAUCUUCCCCACGGAGGACAGUCUGGCCAAGUAUGGACUGUACAUGGAUCCAGUCACCGGGAUUCCAACGUCCACGCCGCCGCCAUCCGGAACGUCGGUUUGUGCCAUGAUUAUUCCGCACAACUUCAAUGUGAUGCUGCAUGGUCAACUGUAUCCCGCGGAUUCUGCCGAAGGAGAGAGCGGAAUAGCCGAAAGGAUGCAGCAGUACGAACGAGCUCUGGAGACGAGUCAACCGCUCAAUCUGGGCAACAAGAUGUACCAGCCAAAGAGUACGGAUGAGGCUCGACGUCUGCGAAAGCAAAUCAGGAAGUUGAUAGAGAAUGGGAGUGAGAUGUCGCAGAUGCAGGCGAGGAAGGCUUUUCAAAUGUACCUGGAAUGUAUUCUGCGACGUGUGUCGACGGAAUCGAAACAGUGCCACGAGAAGCUCAUUCUCAAAUUUAUCCAACGAUCGGGUGUGAAUUUUAAGACUCCUUUCUUCAUACGCAAUCCAUUUAGUCACAAGAUCCUGAGUAAGGAUCGAAGUGCGCUAGUGGCUAAGCAAUUGGGAGACUAUUUGGAGGUGUACAAUAAGGAGACUGAAGCUCUAAGUGACUCUUUUGAUCCGUACGGAUCUAUUCCGAAUCGCCUGUUUAGUGAUUUUCUGUGUCAGGCACAAGAGUCAGAUCUAGAGGCAAUUCUCACUAUUCACACCAAUGCCACGCAACAAAUGCCAUUUCUGUACAAUCGCUGUGCUCCUGGAGCUCCGGCAGCUCCUCCAAUUCCCGUUGGAGCUCAUGGAUUCCUCAAGGCGUUGCCGAAUAUGGCACCGAUUGGAGUUAGUCAGGAAUCUCAUAAAAUCGAUCAGUACUACAAAUCCAUUGAGGCACGAUCGCCCGAAAAGGAGAUUCAGAAUGGCAAGAGGCUCCCGGAAAAAACCUUUUCCUUUAACACAAUGAAGCGAAAGACUACAACCAAAUAACUUUGUCCCCUGCUUUGAAAAUUAUCCCCGUUCUCCCCAUUUUAUCUCUAUCCCAGUUCCAAUCAAUCUCUUUCAGCAAUCUUCAGGCAUUAGGAAACAAAAAAAGAAAGAAAAAAAGUAAGUAAAAUAACGCUAAAGAGGACAAAACGAUAGUCAAAGUAUUGUGAUAAAAACCAAGCAUUUUUUGUUCAACUCGAAUUUUAUUUUUUAAUUUCUUGGAGAUCUGUGAGAUUUAUUAAUGAAUAAUGUAAUAACUUUUUCCAAUGGUAAAAAUUCUACUUUUGUAGGUAAUUUUUGUAAUAAUUGUAAUUUAUAAAUAUUUCAAAAUACGAUUGCAUGUGCGCGCUAGGUUAUCUCUUUUUUUUACAAUUAGUUCUUUUUUGUGGUAUUAAUUUCAACUAUAUGCAGCUUCAUGUUGUCUAGUCAAUUAAACCACGAUAUUACUAUUAUUUUUUAAAAAAAAAUAUUUUUAAGAAGAACUAACAAUGAAUACAGUGAACAAAAUACAAUUAGAGCAAUACUGAGUACUUAGGAAAACAAAUGUACACUUGCAAUUUAAGAAGCCACCAAAGAUGGUAAGAGAAUAUUUUUAUUAUUUAAAAAAAAAUAUCCAAGUGCAAAAGCACAAUUUUUCAAGUUAAAAUUAAAAAAUAAUUCUUUUAAAGAAUAAAAUAAUUUUAAUAACUUAAUUUUCUUAAAA